Molecule: messenger RNA, 1275 nt
Organism: Trichoderma virens Gv29-8
Lineage: Eukaryota; Fungi; Ascomycota; Sordariomycetes; Hypocreales; Hypocreaceae
Exons: 2
Coding region: 1-1275 (424 amino acids)
Cellular component (GO): mitochondrial small ribosomal subunit
Molecular function (GO): structural constituent of ribosome
Source: RefSeq, a predicted model, not a curated record
AUGGCCUCCCUAUCGCUGCGGACCCUCGUCAGGCCCGCGAUCCCAGUGGCGCCUCGGAUCCAGCCCUUGAUAGCAGCGUUUUCCACCACCAGCCUCCUCGCCGCCGGCCCCCCCGCGGUAAAGAGCCGCAAGGACCUCCCGAAGAAGACGAAGAAGACGUACAAGAAGAAGCAGAACAUCGUGCCGGUCAAGAAGCCCGGGCCGGGCGAGCGCAAGGCCUUCCGCAAACGAAUCCAGCUCAGCAACAACAGCGCCCUGCCUGUGACGGGCAUUGAGAGCCUCGAGGCGCAGACCAUGGCCAGGGAGGAGAGCGGCGGCAAGAUGUUUGCCGUUCCGGACCAGGUGGUGGAUCAAUUGAGGGCGUUGGAGGCGUUCAAGACGACACAGACGUGGAACCUGUUCCGGAAACCCCACGUCCUGGUGCGGAAAGAGACGGUUGAGCUGAUGAGCAAGCUGGAUGCGUCGGUAGAAAAGAAGGAGGCCUUCAAGUGUUUAGGCCAAGAUCUCACAAACGGAAACACGGAGUUUUCUCCCGUUCCUGACACAGAGCCCAUGCAGUUCACCCAGCCCGUGUACUGCCUGAAGCUGAUCCAAAACAUCUACAAGGCUAACAAGGCCGUCCUCGAGAAGACGCCUCUCAAGAUGGAUUGGUCCCGCCUGACGGGCCUUAAACAGGGCGCAACGCUCGCCGACCUGGCCCUCAGCGCAAAGGAGAGCGAAUUCGCCUGGCCCACGCUGUCGGCCCUGUGGACGGAGCUGACGCAGCCCGGACAGCCCCCCGUCCUGCUUACGCUCGACGGCCUCGCCCACAUCAACAAGGUCAGCGCCUAUCGUGACCCUUCCUUCAACAUCGUGCAUGCCCAUGAACUGCUCCUCGUGCGCACCUUUGUCGACGCCCUGUCAGGCAAGACGAAGCUCCCCAACGGCGGCGCCGUCAUCGCCGCCACCUCCGAGAACAACACCCACUACCACCCUUCGCAAGAGCUCGUCCUGUCGCAGCUGGAAGCCGGCCAGGCAGGCCGAGAGGUGCCCAAGCCCAACGCCUACGAGAAAAAGUACGACGACCGGGUCUACGACGCCCUCAAGAACAGCCAGGUCAUUCGUCUGGAGGGCGUUUCCAAGGAUGAGGCGAGAGUGCUGAUGGAGUACUGGGGCGCUAGCGGAAUGCUGCGCCGUGCCCUUGAUUCGAAGGCUGUAGCGGAGAAGUGGGCUUUGGGAGGACAUGGCAUUGUGGGUGAGAUGGAGAGAGCUUCACUUAUGACGAUGAGGAUGUAA